This is a messenger RNA of Monopterus albus (swamp eel), 579 nucleotides long. RefSeq names its product RAB interacting factor (gene rabif). Gene Ontology annotation, molecular function: guanyl-nucleotide exchange factor activity; zinc ion binding. The record is from RefSeq and is a predicted model, not a curated record. Gene Ontology annotation, biological process: small GTPase-mediated signal transduction; post-Golgi vesicle-mediated transport. The transcript is spliced from 3 exons. Gene Ontology annotation, cellular component: membrane; cytosol. Lineage: Eukaryota; Metazoa; Chordata; Actinopteri; Synbranchiformes; Synbranchidae. Bases 147 to 539 code for a protein of 130 amino acids.
CAGCCAUGCGUUACUGAACGGCAGGAUUUAGUUGCUGGUACCCUUCGAGAGUGGCUAGUAUACUAGCCUGGCGUUGGCUAACCUGUCUUUCUUUCAAUUUUACGGUCGUAUUGAACCUGGUUUUUACUUCAGCAUUUAAGUUCGACAUGGACAACGAUCAACAGUCCAAAGAAAGCACGGAUCUGUCCGACCUGGUUUCUGAGGACGGCAAAAACAGCAAGUCUGUCUUGUGUCAGCGCUGCGGAUGCAAGGUGCUGUGCCCAGGGAUGGCUGUGUUUGCAGAGAAGGAGCUGUUCCUUCCAUCCAUGCGGAAAAAGAGCGGCCUCAGCACAACAGAGGGAUCAGUGGACGGGGACAUUGUGACUGCCCACUGGUUUGUGGAUGACAUGUACACUUUUGAGAAUGUGGGCUUCACUAACGAUGUCGGGAGAAUCAAGUAUCUCAUCUGUGCAGAUUGUGAGAUUGGACCAAUUGGCUGGCACUGUUUGGAUGACAAGAAAUGUUUCUACGUUGCUGUGGAAAGGGUGAAUCAUGCAUAGUGUAAAUGCAUAUCUGAACCCACAAGAACUUUAAAAAAAA